Messenger RNA from Microcebus murinus (gray mouse lemur), 1911 nucleotides. The record is from RefSeq and is a predicted model, not a curated record. NCBI's taxonomy places the organism in Eukaryota, Metazoa, Chordata, Mammalia, Primates, Cheirogaleidae.
CAGAUGUUUCAUUGCAAACCACAGCGACUGGAGACAAAAUAGAGGUUUCUGGAAAGGCAUGCAGGGCCCCCAGCUGGAAGGGAGGAGGAGCAGGUAAGCCGCGCAGAGCAGGAGCACCCGGGGGCCCUGCCGCACCCAGACUCCAGCUCCCCGGAGGAGGAGCACGCAGGCCACCUGGGAACACCUGCACCCACCAGCUCAGGAGCCACGGUGCACCUCACAGACCCCACGCCCACGGGGCCUAAGACGCAGACCCAAAACAUGUGCGUCCGUGUGUGGAGUUCUAGAACGGGCAAAGGCAGGGACCGGGGCAGGAAUCAUAUUAGCGGCUGCCGCAGGGGCCACCCUGGGACGUGGGGUUGCACAGGUGUGUGCAUUUGCUAAAACGCAUCGGACUGCGCGUUUAAAAACCUGUGCGUUUUGUCCUGCGUGAAUCCCAUCCCGAGGGAAACAUGAAAUGAAGCAGGAGCUGUCCUUUAGCUGACAACAAAUCCGUCAGUCCGGGGACAGAUCGUGCGCCUGGGUAGCUCGGGCCACAAACACACCCUUGCUUGGCCGGGGACGGGGCACCCCUCCAGACGGCUCCCCAAGACCACGAGGGAGGGUGGUUUCUGGAAGGCUCUCCAAGGAGCCGCUGUCAGAGGGAAGGAGAGCCGUCAGCCUUGUGCUUGGAGCACGAACAGGAAGGUCCGGUCUGUUCACUUCAGGUGUGAAAGGAUGCCAGCGGUCAGUUUCACGAGUCCCGCACCAAGAAAGUGGGCCUGGGGCGGCAGCCGUGGGCGGGACACGCGUGCAACUUCCCUGCAAAGUCCUUCCGGCGAUUGCAGUGGGCAAAACCGUGGGUCUCUCACCUUUGCCACCUGCAGAAGACAGGCGACCCAAGCAGCAGCAGCUCUCAUUCUGGGGAGAGGGCGGGGCGGAAAUGCCCCGAAUUCGGGGACUGUGCUCGGGGGACGGGGACUGUGCUGGGGACUUUCCCCAAGGCUUGGCCCGAGAGCAAACAGUGUGGUCCCCUUGAGUCAGCGCCCCCCGCUUCCCAAAAAAACAAAACCUCAGAGGCAAGUGCUGGUCACAUGGCACACCAGCUGUCGGACCCUCUCUGUGUGUCCGCCGCAUGUGCUCUGGUGUCCCAGGGCUUUUAAACCCUCCUGCCGGCGCCCGGCAGCUGCCACCGGGGCCUUCUCCGUGGCGAGCCCGGCCUGGGGCCUGCAGGCCUGCGCCCGCCGCAGCCUCCCUAGCAGCCCAUGGGGACGCUGGUGGCCAAGCUGCUCCUGCCCACCCUCAGCAGCCUGGCCUUCCUGCCCACCGCCAGCAUAGCCGCCAAGAGGCGGUUCCACAUGGAGGCCAUGGUCUACCUCUUCACCACCUUCUUCGUGGCGCUCCACCACGCCUGCAGCGGGCCCGGCCUUUCCGUGCUGUGCUUCAUGCGCCACGACGUCCUGGAGUACUUCGGCGUGUACGGCACCGCGCUGAGCAUGUGGGUGUCCCUCAUGGCCCUGGCCGACUUCGACGAGCCCAAGAGGUCGACGCUGGUGAUGCUGGGCGUCCUGACCAUCGCCGUGCGCGUCUACCACGACCGCCGGGGCUACGGCGUGUACUCGGGCCCCAUCGGCACGGCCGUCCUCAUCAUCGCGGCCAAGUGGCUGCAGAAGAUGAGGGAGAAGAAGGGCCUGUACCCCGACACGAGCGUCUACACCCAGCAGCUGGGCCCCGGCCUCUGCUUCGGCGCCCUGGCCCUCAUGCUCCGCUUCUUCUUCGAGGACUGGGACUACACCUACGUCCACAGCUUCUACCACUGCGCCCUGGCCAUGUCCUUUGUCCUGCUGCUGCCCAAGGUCAACAAGAAAGCGGGAACCUCGGGGGCCCCGGCCAAGCUGGACUGCUCCACCCUGUGCUGCGCCUGCGUCUGAC